CAGCGUUAUAUACCGAACGGCUGCCGUACAGUCCGAUCGGUGCCGUCGCCGCGGGUCGCCCGUCUGUUAUUGUAUCACCGCACUCAUUAGCGAGCAGAGCGUUAUCGAGUCUGUUAUCGUUUGGCAAAUAAGAGAUUUCGUCUUCGAAUUUCCCGACGACGGCCGAUCGCCGCACGCAGCGGGUCUGCUGUUACACAUUUUUUCCUCCAAAAUAGUUUGUGUUUUUUCCACCCGUCGGAUUUGUUCGCGCACCCCUCGGCCGGAAAUAGAUCAUUGAUAUUAUAUUAUAGUAUAUACACAUACGUAUUACCCACGUGCACGACCCACCAGUAAGCCCACCGUCGACAUGAGACCGCCGAUCGAGGAGGAAAUCGAAGCUGCCGAAGUGGAAGUAGACGAUGGCCAGCAGACCGCCGUCAUGUUGGUGUCCACCAGGCUGGCCGGAAACGCGGUUAUCCGAGUGGUAAACCGGUGCAACGAGGCGCAAGAGAGCCACAACUUGGACUUGUCCGAAUGUCAGCUGAUGCAGAUCCCUGACGCAAUUUAUCUACUUAUGCAAAACACGCAGCUGGUUACGUGCGAUUUAUCAAAUAACGUAAUUUCAAAACUACCAGUAAAAUUUACCGAACGGUUUCCGACUAUCACAGAGUUAAAUUUGUCUCAUAAUCAAAUCAGUAAACUGCCGGACCAACUAUCUGAAAUGAAGAAUCUUAAAAAGUUGAACAUUUCUUAUAACUCGUUUGUGGAGUUGCCAGAAUCAAUUGCUCAUUUACCAGAAUUAACUACUUUAAUCGCUAACAAUAAUUUUAUUAUUGAUGUCAAUAUUAGGACAUUGGAAUCAUGUUUGAAGAACUUGGAAGAUAUUGAUCUCAAGGAUAAUCCACUUAAUACUUCAACGGUGGAUGCGCUGGAACAAGAACUGCAUUUUAGGGUAAUGUUCACACCCCCCACCGACGAAGACUGGAGAGAUUUAGACAACUGAUUAACAAACACAUACAUUUGACAAUACAGAAAUAUAUUUUUUAAUUAGCUAAUAAAAUGUUUUUAUUCAUUUUUAUCAUUGUUUUUUUUUUCUUAUCAUUAUUUUUUGUAUAUAGUUUUCAGUGGCUUGUUUGCUCCGAAAUAACAAUUCAAAAUAAUUAUUACAUAAAAUAAAUUGGGUCCCUACCCACAUAUCACUGCAUUUAUGCCAUCGUUAUUUUACACAUACAUAAUAUACAUUAGUUUUUUGUAUUUACACACUGAAUAUCGUUAUAAUAUUGUUUUGUAUACAAGCAUAACAAAUAAAUAAAUUAAAUACAAAUAAAACUAAAUAAGAGUGUUUUUGGUAGUAAAUAUAAUGUAGAUUAUUAUUAUUAUUAAGAUAACUAUGGUUAAAUUUACAUUAUAUUGUACAUAAACCAAAGAGAUUAUAUUUGUAAAAAAUGACAAAAAAAAAUACAAGUUAUAAACGUCGAAAUUAUGUCGGUCGCAUGAACAUGUUAUUACCUAAAUUUUUAUAUUACUUACAUAAUAAUAAUAAAAAACACUGUUCUACUAUUUGUCUAUAAAGUAUUAAAAAACCUAUCGAAUAAUUA
Molecule: messenger RNA, 1577 nt
Organism: Rhopalosiphum maidis (corn leaf aphid)
Lineage: Eukaryota; Metazoa; Arthropoda; Insecta; Hemiptera; Aphididae
Gene: Sclp
Product: leucine-rich repeat-containing protein 57
Exons: 4
Coding region: 347-982 (211 amino acids)
Molecular function (GO): protein binding
Source: RefSeq, a predicted model, not a curated record